GAGGGCACAAGGAGAAGGGGACGACAGAGGACGAGAUGGUGUCUAUGGAGAAGGAGGAGGCUGCAAAUAUCUCUGAGGCAGGCCAGGCUCAGGCAGCUGUGAAACGGAGGCAACCAUGGCAGGAAAAGGAACAAGAAGUUGACAAUGAGGAGGCCAGAUGUCUGAGUGAUGUGCAGGUAGUUGAGAAUGAGGUAGAACCAUGUGCGAUUCUGCCAGGACUUAAGCAUGAAGAUGUAAAAGAGAACUUGAAACACAAGAGAGUUCCUACAAGAGAGAGACCCCAUAAAUGUGAACAGUGUGGGACAAGCUUCAAUUGGAAGUCAAACCUUAUUGCACAUCGAAGACUCCAUGCAGGGGUGAAGCCAUAUACACACGCCAGGGGUGGAAAGAGCUUCUGUUGUACAUCAAAAGUUGCCAGAAGUCAAGGAAUUUGCACAGGAGAGAUGCUCUAUAAAUGUGACGUGUGUGAAAAGAGCUUCAAGAGGAAGUCAAACUUGACUGCACAUCGAAGAAUUCACACUAGAGAGACAUUUCAUAAAUGCUCAGACUGUGACCACAGCUUCAGUAACAGCACAAACCUUACUGCACAUCAGAGAACCCAUACAGAGAAAAAGCUAGACAGUGGCACCAGUUAUGCUUCUCAAGCAAGCUCUAUUGAACAUAAAACAAUCCGCACUGAAGAGAGACCUUAUAAAUGCUCAGCAUGUGAACAUAGCUGCAGUAGCAGCACAAACCUUAUUGCACAUUGGAGAGCCCACAUAGAGAAGGCAGGUUGUGGCAUAAGCUCUGUUCCUCCAUCAGACUUUGUUGGAGAUGACACAACCCGCUCUGUAAAGAAACAUUUUAUAUGCUCCAAAUGUCAGACGUGUUUCAUGUCUCCCUUAAGCCUUGGAAUACAUCAGCUGGGUCACAAAGAGCAGGUACCGUAG
Molecule: messenger RNA, 929 nt
Organism: Podarcis muralis (Common wall lizard)
Lineage: Eukaryota; Metazoa; Chordata; Lepidosauria; Squamata; Lacertidae
Source: RefSeq, a predicted model, not a curated record